Ictalurus furcatus (blue catfish) is the source of this 3907-nucleotide messenger RNA. It is a transcript of the gene sars2, whose product is annotated as seryl-tRNA synthetase 2, mitochondrial. The transcript has 16 exons. Gene Ontology annotation, biological process: mitochondrial seryl-tRNA aminoacylation. The record is from RefSeq and is a predicted model, not a curated record. Gene Ontology annotation, molecular function: ATP binding; serine-tRNA ligase activity; tRNA binding. Gene Ontology annotation, cellular component: mitochondrion. Lineage: Eukaryota; Metazoa; Chordata; Actinopteri; Siluriformes; Ictaluridae. Bases 779 to 2422 code for a protein of 547 amino acids.
AUGUAAUGUAUAUGUGACCAAUAAAGACUCAUUAUCAUUAUCAUUAGAAUUCUUUGCUUAAAUUGCCAGCAUGGAUACACCAUGUAAGAAGUGCGUGUCUCUGAAAGUUGUCGAAAAUGACGUCAUUCCGACAUGCGAAUUAUCACAAAAAAUGUCAGAAAAUGUGCUGUAUUAGGGUAGAGUUGUAAAGCUUUUAAAAAUGUGUGCCCGGCUCAAAUCAGGUAGAAGGCGUGAAUUGUGUAACCGAGUGAGUAUGAAUUAAAGGAUUUUUCACCCCAUAGACAUGUGGCACACUCCGCCCUUGUGGUCCUCCUCCGAGUCCACACUUUGGUGACGUCAGCUAAUGCAGACCUAUGGGGCGCUAUUAAUUAAUAGACAGCUUUUGGGAUGGACUCAACGUUGUGACGCCAGAAAGAGGACGAUGUUGCGGAUUGUUGUUUUCACUGUGGCGCUAGUCAGAUGGCAUCAGCAUCGUUUUGUUUUUUUGUUUUUUUUAUCAGAUUAACCAUUCACAAUGGUCAUAGCCUGAAGUUCGAUUGCAUUUUAAUUGACCAUAAUUUCACUGUUUUUUUUUCUUCAAACUAUAUCAUGAAAUAUUAUUAAAAACUAGAGCUACAGUUAAAUUACAUUAUAAAAUCGUUGUUCAUUAUAAAAACAUAAACUUGCACUUAGAAAUCCUCUUCUCUGUCAUGUUGGCUAAAACCUGCAGUCGAAACUCCUCCCCUGCUUUCUGAUUGGACAGUUGGCGUGAACCUGCAGCACGAGACCGCAAGUCUACAUGAAGUGCGCCAUUUGGGACAGGGCCGAAAGUCGUUUGGGAUUCGGCCAUUUUAAAGUCAUGCACUGGAGCAAAAUGGCGUCCUCCAUAGGAACUGUCACACGCUUUCGCUCGCUUUUCUGCUUGACAUCAACAGUGAAACAAUACGUGUGGAACACACCGGGACGGAUUUUCAGCUCGUGUUCCUCUGGUCGUGCCCAGAACAGGAGCAGCCUUUUCGAGCACAUUAAGGAGGGCUACAGUGAUAAACCCGAGCUGGACAUGAGGAGACUCUGUGAACACACCGAACAAGUCAUUACUGAGUUGGAGAACAGGAAAGGAGAUUUAGGGGCAGGCGAUGUCCGAGCUAUUAUAUCAGCAUGGAAGCAGCUGCAGGAGGUGCAGGAAGAGAUCAACGAGUUGGAAGAACAUAAGAAAAUGAUCAGUGAUAAAGUCCGGACUCUUGUGGAGCAGCAUGACAAAAAAGUCCUGUCUGGUCUUAUGGCGUACAAGUCUUUGAGAGAAGAGGGCCGAAAGAUCAGAGUGAGGUUGAGUCAGCUGUACUCAAGACAGAGUGACUUGGAGGAGGAAUAUUAUUGUCGAGCUCUGAGGCUUCCCAACAGAACACAUCCAGAUGUGCCUAUUGGAGAUGAGAGCCAGGCGAAGGUGGUUGAAAUGGUUGGACAUAAAGCUGAGUUUGAAUUCAAAGCCAAAGGCCACCUUGAAAUUGGAGAAAAUCUGGAUAUCAUAAGACAGCGACGCCUUGCUCAUGUGUCAGGUCACAGGUCGUACUAUCUGAGGGGAGCAGGAGCCCAACUUCAGAUUGCAUUACAGAACUUUGCUCUCGACCUCCUUCAGAAAAGGGGGUUUAUCCCAAUGGUAGUUCCAGACAUGCUGAAAGGAGUCGUGUUUGAAGGUUGUGGGAUGCAGCCUUAUGCUCACCUCUCGCAGGUUUACUCUCUGGACCCAAGCCGCUUCCCCAACCUUAAUCUUGCUGGGACGGGUGAAGUCGGAGUUGCAGGUUACUUUAUGGACCAUGCUGUGAAUUUGAAAGACCUACCAGUAAGGACAGUGUGUACUAGCACAUGUUACAGAGCAGAAACUGAUACAGGCAGAGAAGCCUGGGGCCUCUACAGGGUUCAUCACUUUAACAAGGUCGAGAUGUUUGGUGUAACAGCUGAUGAAUCUGGUCAGGAGAGUUCUCAGUUGUUAGAUGAGUUUGUUCUGUUGCAGAAGGAGAUUUUCUCUUCACUCAAGCUCCAUUUCAGAGUUUUGGACAUGCCCACUCAGGAGCUGGGGGCACCAGCCUUCAGGAAGUAUGACAUUGAAGCAUGGAUGCCAGGCCGUGAAAGUUAUGGUGAGAUCUCCAGUGCAUCUAACUGCACUGACUACCAGAGCCGAAGACUGAACAUUCUCUAUGAGAGAAAUGAUGGCAGUUUUAAGUAUGCGCACACAGUGAAUGCUACAGCUUGUGCUAUUCCACGCACCAUUAUUGCACUUCUGGAAACACAUCAAACAAAAGAAGGAACUGUACAUGUUCCAGAAGUUUUGCAGCCUUACCUUGGCUUAGAGGUGAUUGAAAAGCCUUCAUACACUCCCCUGAAAUACAUCGGACCAAAUCAGCCCAACCGUACACCUCGUUCCAUUUCUAAAAGCUCCAACUAACAUUCAUUUUACAAUAAUGUUCAUUUGCACAGUUUUUUCUAUAUUAAAAAAGCCAAAAUAAAGUGAGUUUUGAUCCAGGAAGUGACUGCUUCAACACAUUUUUUAAAUACCAGAAUCUGAGUUCAACCUGAGCUGGGUUGACUGUGCAAUAGCUUUGCUGGAGCCCUGUUUAUGUUAUGAUUCAGCUAAUGUUCUGUUUGUUUGUCUCAAAUUUCUGCUUUUGAGUUUUCACCGCCUAGGCUUAUGUGAUAUUGAAAAAUGAGCAUACCAUAAUUUCCGGUUUAAGGAGUAGGCGAGAUCGUAAUAAUAGGUUAUAAUAAUAGCAAUAAUAUUGUGUACGGACAAUAAUCUCUUUAUAUCACGCAAGCCUAGUGUCGCCUUUAUUUCACAUGGACCUCAGAUCAUUACUGACACUUAAACACAGUUUCACCCAUUUUGUAAAGGGAUUGGAUUCAUACAGUUCUCUAACUAAAAGCCUGGACUUGUCAUAUGUACCUUUUAUUGGGAAAAUAUUAUGGAGAAAAAAAACACAAAAAUAAUUUUAACUUCUAUAAACUUAGUGAUGCAUAGUGAUAUUAAAACCUAUUCCAGCUGUGUACUGUUGCUAUUUCUGUCUGCUAGUGCAUGUGUCAGAUAUUGUCUAAUGUUAUAUGAAGAUAUUAUGAUGAGUGUUUGCUGUGUUCUUAUCAUAUAUAGUUACCUAAUCUAGAAUACCAUAAGUCAUUUAGUGAAUAUUCAAACUGCUAAAUAACACUGUAGCCCCCAUAGCCUUAGGAUGGCUGCUUCAUUGUUAGAAAUGCUGACUAGAAAUGGUAAAUACUUGCAACCAAAAUGUCAUGGUUCAUUUAAAGGUUUAUCACAUCUAUCAGCAUGUUGUUUAGGGGGUCUCCAGGUACAACUAAACCAUCCAUCCAUUUCACUUGAUCUGUACAAAUUAAUCUGCACAUCACUGUUUAUACAAUAUUGUUUCUAUAGUAACAACAUUCAGCACUCAACACCACCACACAGGGACCUGUAUAGCAUUUAUUUAUUUAUAUAAUGUGAACAUUACCCGAAGCUCUUGACCUGAUUCUUUUUGCAUGGCGCUGAUGCGACACGAUUGGCUGAUUAGUUAACUGCAUGAAUGUGCAGGUGUAGAGGUGUUCCUAAUAAAGUGGAUGGGAGUGCAAGUUAGUAGGUUCAGAUUUAAAUCUUUUGUUAACUGAUACUUUCUUAUUAACUUGCUUUUAUGCCAACAAAAUUUUCAGAACAAAAACAACAAUUCCAUUAUGACUGAAAUUUUAUAAUAACCCCCCACCCCCAAACUUCUCUAGUCCUUGAACCAGUCAGCUUGUUCACUAGUCAUGUCGGACACCCCUUGGGUCAUUUGGUUGCAAAUCAGCUUUUUGACCUCUCACUUGUGGCCUCAAGGCCACUCGGUUCCUUUUCCGAGUUGCACUACGCGCUGUCUGGAUCUCAUAUGAAUGUGGAACCGGUUCUUUUCCC